Molecule: messenger RNA, 3800 nt
Organism: Salvelinus namaycush (lake trout)
Lineage: Eukaryota; Metazoa; Chordata; Actinopteri; Salmoniformes; Salmonidae
Product: solute carrier family 45 member 4-like
Exons: 7
Coding region: 1-2238 (745 amino acids)
Biological process (GO): transmembrane transport
Cellular component (GO): membrane
Molecular function (GO): sucrose:proton symporter activity
Source: RefSeq, a predicted model, not a curated record
AUGACCAAAGGUCUUCCAGAACAGUAUUACAGUCUGACGUGGUUCCUGAGCCCCAUCCUGGGUCUGAUCUUCACACCUCUGAUUGGCUCAGCCAGCGAUCGCUGCACCCUGAAAUGGGGCCGGCGACGCCCUUUCAUCCUGGCCCUGUGUGUGGGGGUGUUGUUUGGAGUAGCACUCUUCCUCAACGGGUCACUCAUAGGACUUGCCGUCGGUGACGUGCCAAAUAACCAGCCCAUAGGGAUUGUUCUGACGGUGCUCGGUGUAGUAGUGCUGGACUUCAGUGCAGACGCAACGGAGGGUCCCAUAAGGGCCUACCUACUAGAUGUAGCAGACACUGAAGAACAAGACAUGGCCCUCAACAUCCACGCCUUCUCCUCUGGUUGUGGGGGAGCGGUGGGCUACGCGCUAGGCGGUCUGGACUGGACCCACACAUUCCUGGGCUCAAUCUUCAAGUCCCAGGAGCAGAUCCUCUUCUUCUUCGCCGCCAUCUUGUUCACUAUCUCUGUGGCGCUGCAUCUGUUCAGCAUCGAAGAGCAGCGGUACAGCCCCCAGCAGGACCGGCUGGACGAGGAGGCCGACGCCGCUUCUUCCACGGCCCACAAGGUCAACUGCUCCCUGGGGAAGCUUCAUGGCCACAACACCCCCCACAUGGAGCUCAUCGGAGAGGACGACAUCUACGACCCUUGUGAUCGUUACGACCGUUAUGAGUUCUACAGGGAUGGUGAUGGGGAAGAGGAUGGGUGCUCAUUGCGCGACAUGGACAUGGACUUCCUGGAUGUGGAGAUGGUGAGGUCCAAGUCGGACUCAGUGCUGCAAAUGGCCGACGCCACACUGGAUCACCUGGACCACGACGCUCUGUCCCUGCUUCACAUCGAGCCCUCCAUCUUCGCUGAUCGCCUGUCGUCCUACCAUGGCUCUCCACCACGCCGCAGCAGCAGCACAGGCAGCCAGGACCUCCUCAAAACCUCCAAAAAGAUCUGCCGGCUGUCCCAGUUCCUGCAGGAGCAGGACCGCGACGGGGAAGAGGCGCUUCUCAACAACCAGCUCAACGAGCAGAAGACGCCAAACGGCCGGGCGCAUGCCAACGGCUUGGGCCAGGGCGCCAACGGGCAUGCCCACAUGGUCAUGAAGAACUCGGCCAGCACAAACGCUUCCAUGCGGCACCGCCGACACAUCUUCUACCGCCAGCCGUCCUGCACUUUCUCCUACUACGGCCGCGUGGGCUCCCACCGCUACCGCUACCGGCGAGCCAACGCCGCGCUACUCAUCAAGCCCUCGCGCAGCUUGAACGACAUCUACGAGGUGCAGCGGAGACAGAAGAGGAAACAGCAGAACCCCAGAGCGCGCCACCAGUCGGGCAACACCAACUCCAGCGGGGACACAGAGAGUGAGGAGGGGGAGACGGAGACCACGGUCAGGCUGCUGUGGCUGUCCAUGCUGAAGAUGCCUCCAGAGCUGAUGAGGCUCUGUGUCUGUCAUCUCCUCACCUGGUUCUCCAUCAUCGCUGAGGCCGUCUUCUACACUGACUUCAUGGGCCAGGUCAUCUACCACGGCGACCCCACGGCACCCGCUAACUCCACGGAACUGCAGAACUACCACAAAGGAGUUCAGAUGGGCUGCUGGGGGCUGGUCAUCUAUGCCUUGACCGCUGCCUCCUGCUCAGCCUUACUGCAGAAGUACCUGGACAACUUUGACCUGAGCAUCAAGGUUAUCUACGUCCUGGGUACGCUGGGCUUCUCCAUCGGUACGGCCAUCAUGGCCAUCUUCCCCAACGUCUAUGUCUCCAUGGUGAUGAUCAGCAGCAUGGGCAUCAUCUCCAUGAGCAUCUCCUACUGCCCUUAUGCCCUCCUGGGACAAUACCAUGAGAUGAAAGAGUACAUCCACCACAGCCCAGGGAACUCCAAGCGUGGCUUCGGCAUCGACUGUGCCAUCCUGUCAUGCCAGGUGUACAUCUCCCAGAUCCUGGUGGCAUCGGCGCUGGGCGCUGCAGUGGACGCCACGGGUAGUGUGCGGGUCAUCCCUAUGGUGGCGUCCGGUGGCUCCUUCCUGGGUUUCCUCACCGCCUGGUUCCUGGUCAUCUACCCGAGCCACGGCGAUGCGGAGGCCAAGGGUGAGCAGAAAGCUUUAACAGGGCCCUCCUCUGAAAGCAGCGGCACAGAGAAACCCAGUGUUCUAAAACUGACCAAGAAAGGCGCCGCCACCACUACGUGUAAAGUGGAGUGCGAAUCCACUCUGUGAUGGGGGGUUACUGUUACCAUAGCAAUGCAAACGACAUCAACAAACGAUGAAAAUAAAAACUGACAUUCCCUUUUCCGCCACCCAAGACUGUGCUGCAUGGCAUGGGCUUGACCGACCUGCUCUUUCUCUGAGACACAUGGGCCAGGAUGUUUUAAGGUUUAAUUUGUACUUUUUUCAUUUAAUAUGGGGCCUCUCUCGUGUCGCGGUCUCAGGACUGUGGUGUGGCGAGGAGAGGACAAUCAUCUCUCCCUCUCAGGGCCACCAGGAGCCGCCAUCAAGGCGGUCCGACUGGAUAGGACAGAUCAGGGGACAAUGGAUACACACGCGACCGACCGUCGUUCACACGCUGAACUGGGAUCUCUCGAAAAGACAUGCACUUCACUCUUGCACUUCCAAUCAUGGGUCAAGACAAAAAUAGUUUAAGAGAUAUUUUAUUCUUCUAAUAAGUGAAUCAUUUGAAAAUACUGAAAAUUGCUCUUCCUUUUGAUUGAACAUUUUAUUUAGUUUAUUUUACUCUAUAUAUUUUUGACAUGAUAUUGCAGAAGGACAUUGUAAUCACCAAAUGUGGCCAGGCCCGGUAUAAUUUACAGGGUUGAUGUUUUACUUUUUGGACUUUAAAGGUUUUUAGUGGCUUUAAGAGGAAACGGCACAGGUAUAAGGAGGUGAUUUCUUGGUUAGGAGAGCAUCUCCAAAGUGAGGAGCGAAAGAAGGCAUUGUUUGGUAAAUAGUUCUCUUAUUUAUUUUAUUUUAGCACAUACUAAGUUGUCAUAAGACCAGUUACACUAUAUCUACACGUAGAUAUCUUUAUCCUCUCUAGUAAUUUAUACUAAGGAUCCUAUUUUCCACCUUUCAGUAUAAAUCCUUCAGAGAUCACGUCCUUAAGGGCAUUACCAUUGACGGAGAACAGAAACACUUUAAGAGAAAGAAUCUCAGUGCUGCGUUGGAGUUACGAAGGAGUGCAUACCAAACGAAGGAGAGAAGCUGAGGAGCGCUGUAAGGAGCUUGGAAGGUUUUCUGUCUCAGUGAGAAGAAACAGAUUUCGGGCUUAAUUUCCUUUACUACUACUUAUUUUUCUUUCUCUUGUUUCAAAUGCAAUGUUAAUGGAUUGUGUCACUCGCUGCACAAUUUCAGCUGUUGUCCUUUUUUUGAGGAUGUUACUAAAACUAGCUAGAUGUUUGUCAAAUGUGGGAGUGAGGUUAGAUGGAGGGUUGGGGGAGGAGCCCCUAGGCAGAACUUAAACUGUGCAGGAAUUGAAGUUGGUUCUUUUCCUACUACAUAGGUCUUCUAUUUUCAGUUUCUAACUGAAUGAAAAAGAAGUAAUGGGUCUUAAAAGAAGAGUAAUAUCCUCUCACUUUUGUAGUCUGUUUACAUUUUAGAAACCUGGUUGCUGCAUGGUUUGGGCCAUGUGGCGAGUUGUGCUGUGCUCUCUGAAGCAGCCCUAGCUAAAUGCUAACCCGCCAGCCAUGUUGGCUCUGCAUGGCCUACAUACAGUGUAUUGGGAAAGUAUUCAGACCCCUUCCGUUUUUCCACAUUUUGUUACGCCUUAUUCUAAAAUGGAUUAA